Messenger RNA from Phalacrocorax carbo (great cormorant), 2369 nucleotides. The record is from RefSeq and is a predicted model, not a curated record. NCBI's taxonomy places the organism in Eukaryota, Metazoa, Chordata, Aves, Suliformes, Phalacrocoracidae.
CCGGGCGCGCCGUGCUGUGGGUGCGUGGGUGCGCGUGGGUGCGAGUGUGUGCGUGUCCCUGCGCUGCCGGCACACGGCGGAGCCGCCGGCGGGAGGAGCCCGGCCCGGCGCUGCCCGCCCUCCGCCCGGCGUGGCUGGUCCCAGAUAAACAUGCCAGGAGCGCUGCGGGCAGCGCGGCAGACUCUGCCCUGUUAGCCCGGGGUGCCCGGGGGGGCUCAGCCAUGAAUUCCUCCUCCCUCGCCCCCGGGGCCCCCCCCGGCCCUCUGCAGCUCUGGCAGGAGGAGAACCAGACCCAAGGUGGGCUCUGGAACGGGAGCCAGGAGCUGGGCUGGGAAGAACUGGAGAAGAUGCUCUUCCUCUUCGUGAAGGAGCCCGUCACCAUCAGCCUCACGGCAAUGUACCUGGUGUCCUUUGUGGUGGGCUUUGUGGGCAACAUCAUGUCCAUCAGGGUGCUCACCCGCAAGCGCCGGAGUCGGGUGUCCAGCCUGAGUGCCACCCGCAGCCUCCUCAUCAACCUGGCGGUGUGCGACCUCAUGGUGGUGUGUGUCUGCAUGCCCAUCACGGUGGGCAACCUCAUCUACAAAGCCUGGGUGUACGGGGACUUCCUCUGCCGGGCAGUGCCCUUCAUCCAGGCUGUUUCGGUCUCUGCCAGCGUCCUCAGCCUGACCGUCAUCAGCGUGAACCGGUACUACAGCGUGCACAAUCCACUCAACGCUCGGUCCUUCUUCACCCAGAAGAGGAUCCUUAGCACCAUCCUAGUGGUGUGGUUGUUGUCCUCAGGGAUAUGCAUGCCCCUCAUCUUCAUGAACAAACGGGAUGAGAUUGGGGUAGUGGAGGGUUUGCCUCUGGUGUUUUCCAUCUGCAGGGAGAUUUGGCCUCAGGAGAGGCUCAAGCAAGCCUACAACUUUCUGCUCUUCUGUGCCCUCUACUGCCUGCCAGUCCUGUUCAACAUGGUCAUCUGCUUCCUCACGGUGCGCCGGCUGUGGAGCCGCAGCAGCCAGCUGAAGGAGAGCACUGCCCUGAACCGAUCUCUGCCAGCCUCCAGGCUGAAGAUCCGGAAGAAGGUAGCGCAGAUGGUGGUGGCCCUGGUCCUGCUGUUCGCAAUCUCCUGGCUGCCUGUCUACCUGAUGGACAUCUGGAUUGAUUUCAACAUCCCCAAAUCCUUGCAGGAUGUAACUCCUUCUCCUUGGAUCCUGCAGCUCAGACCUUUUGCCCAAUGGCUUGGCCUCACCAAUUCCAGCCUCAACCCUAUAUGCUAUUGCUUUGUUGGGAACCUCUACAGGUCAGCCAAGGAAAUGAAGAGCAAAUACCACCAAAGAAUGGUCUCUCUCUUUAACUUCUCUUUGUCCGAAGGGACAACCCAUUCCUCAGUCCCAGAGCUGCUCUCUUACCAGAGUUCAAUGGAGCCUGAAAGGAAAGGACCCACUGCCACCCCCACCAUGGGCAGGAGAUGUCAGGGAGGUCACGGCCAUAAGAACAAGUGUGGACGCUUGAACUCCUGCCAGCAUCCACCUCUGAACACUGUCUCCAGUGAGAACACUUCCUUGUAAUUCUGCUCAGGAAGGGCACCUCAUACCCUCAUCUGCGUUUAACGACUCUAGAGAUCUUUCUGAACCAGAUACUCUAAUGAUGGAAAAAAACUUUCUUCUAACCACUCCCACCACCAGUUCAAAAAGACUGAGACAGGGAAAGAAGUAAAACACGAGAGAAAAAGAUGACAUAUUUUAACACAGAUCAAGUUUUAAGGGAAAUGAUUUUUACUGGGGACACCUAGAUGUGUAGCCUGUUUCCCAGUCAACGGUCACAUAAUUAGAUAGAUCAAUUUCCCAACAAGGGAGCUCUCCCCAUAGCUCCAUCUCUGGAUGCAGAGAUGCCAUGUGGAUACAGCAACAAUUUGACGGCUUGCUGCUGCUCACCCUUUGCUGAUGAAAAGUAGCGAUAAGAGGCACUCUCUGCUCCAAAUCCAUCGGAUGUAGGUGCAAGCAGUGAAGAAAUGCUAGAAAGAUCAUCAUAGAAAGUAAUAGUAGCAGAGAAUUUCACACACUUUACCACUAGAGAUUUCAUUGUCUGAUCGUAUUGUUUCACACCUCCAUGCAAAUAAAUUCUCCUGAUGUGAAGAAACAGUGCCAGAAGUACUAAAGCAACCACCACCACUCCACAUUUGGGAAUUCAGAAGGUAUAAUGUGGCCUUGGAGGUGAUUUAGGAAAUGCGGUAGCAAAAGACUCUUUGGGCAUCAGCUCUCUUUCUUACAGCUAUGUUCCUGCGGGUGGAGUGGAAAACACCAGGCGUCUAUUAACAUGAUUUGCACUUGAAAAACCAGCUCUUGUUCAGCUGUGUCUGUACCAAACAAAGUGAAUGGCAUGUGAAA